Perognathus longimembris pacificus (Pacific pocket mouse) is the source of this 1267-nucleotide messenger RNA. RefSeq names its product DNA/RNA-binding protein KIN17-like. Gene Ontology annotation, biological process: DNA replication; DNA damage response. Lineage: Eukaryota; Metazoa; Chordata; Mammalia; Rodentia; Heteromyidae. The transcript has a single exon. The coding region runs from base 25 to 1197 and encodes 390 amino acids. The record is from RefSeq and is a predicted model, not a curated record. Gene Ontology annotation, cellular component: nucleus. Gene Ontology annotation, molecular function: double-stranded DNA binding.
GUGGUGGUCGCAGCGGUGGUCGCGAUGGGGAAGUCGGAUUUUCUUACUCCCAAGGCCAUCGCCAACAGAAUCAAAUCCAAGGGGCUUCAGAAGUUGCGCUGGUACUGCCAGAUGUGCCAGAAGCAGUGUCGGGACGAGAAUGGCUUCAAGUGCCAUUGUACGUCCGAGUCUCAUCAGAGACAGCUGUUGCUGGCUUCAGAGAACCCUCAGCGGUUUAUGGAUUAUUUCUCAGAGGAGUUCAGAAACGACUUUCUGGAACUUCUCAGGAGACGCUUUGGUACGAAGAGAGUGCACAACAACAUGGUCUACAACGAGUACAUCAGCCACCGCGAGCACAUCCACAUGAACGCCACUCGGUGGGAAACGCUGACCGACUUUACCAAGUGGCUGGGCAGGGAAGGCCUGUGCAAAGUGGACGAGACGCCCAAGGGCUGGUACAUCCAGUACAUAGACAGGGCCCCGGAGACUAUUCGGCAGCAGCUGGAGCGCCAGAGGAAGAAGAAGGCGGACCUCGACGACGAGGAAAAAAUGGCCAAGUUUAUUGAAGAGCAAGUGAGACGAGGUCUGGAAGGGAAAGAGCAGGAGGCCCCUGUUUUCACGGAAUUAAGCAGAGAAAAGGAUGAAGAGAAAGUUACAUUUAAUCUGAAUAAAGGAGCAUGUGGUUCAGCAGGAACAUCUCCCAAAUCAAGUUUCUUGGGGCCCAGUGCCCUGAAAGCCCUGGGGAGUGUAGCCUCGGUUAAGCGAAAAGACUCCUCUGCGAGCUCAGCUCAGGCUAAAAAGAAAAAGAAAUCUGCACUGGAUGAAAUCAUGGAGAUUGAAGAGGAAAAGAAAAGAACGUCCCGUACUGACCACUGGCUGCAGCCCGAAAUUAUUGUAAAGAUUAUAACCAAAAAUGUUGGGGAUAAAUAUCAUAAGAAAAAGGGUAUUGUCAAGGAAGUAAUUGACAAGUCUACAGCUGUUGUAAAGAUGAUUGAUUCUGGAGAUAAGCUGAAACUUGACCAGACUCAUUUAGAGACAGUAAUUCCGGCACCAGGAAAAAGAAUUCUGGUUUUAAAUGGGGGCUACCGAGGCAAUGAAGCCACCCUGGAAUCCAUCAAUGAGAAGACCUUUUCAGCCACCAUCACUAUUGAAACUGGGCCUUUAAAAGGACGGAGAGUUGAAGGAAUUCUAUAUGAAGACAUAUCUAAACUUGCCUGAUUGAAAAUUUGUUAACACACUAAAAUAAUUCUAAAGCAUCAAAUUGAUGUUUGCCAAUGCAUUGUGAGAC